AUGCCACCAAAGUUCGACCCCAAUGAGAUCAAGAUCGUCUAUUUGAGAUGUGUUGGAGGUGAAGUUGGUGCCACCUCAGCUCUCGCUCCUAAAGUCGGUCCUCUCGGUUUGUCUCCAAAGAAGAUCGGUGAAGAUAUCGCCAAGGCUACUCAAGACUGGAAGGGACUCAAAGUCACAUGCAAGCUCACCAUCCAGAACCGUGUUGCUAAGAUCGAUGUUGUUCCAUCAGCUGCUUCUUUGAUCAUCAAGGAGUUGAAGGAGCCUCCUCGUGACCGCAAGAAGGUCAAGAACAGUAUGUUAAUGUCAUUUAUGGUUUUGAGGAAGACCUUUCUGGUCGCGAGCUAAAUCUUUUUCUAGUUAUGAAAUGAAAUGGUUGUUAUACGUCUGUUAGGGUCGAGAACCACAAAGGUCUCAUCCCACAGUUCUCUUGGUGUUAACUUUAGUGUUAUAACCGGGGUUCUGCUAGUCUUAUUCCUCGCGCUGUGUUUUAUGGUAAGCAGCGUUUCCUGAUGCAAAUUCUUGUGGAAGGAUGAGAACAUGGUCAAGGUUUGGUUUUUAUUAAUUUGUUCGAUUUUUAGUUCGCCACAGUGGAGAUUUGUCGUUCGAUCAGAUCCUCAAGAUCGCUCGCACAAUGAGACCAAGGUCCAUGGCUAAGAAAUUGGAGGGUACCGUCAAGGAGAUCUUGGGUAGGUUUUCCUUUUCUAUAAAUUUGCGGAGGAUUAAAAAGAACUUUAUCUAUUCGUUUUUAUACAAUUUGUUGUUGGAAUAGGUUGUUUUUUCCAAUAGUUUCAUAUAAGACUUAAGUUUUGGACAAGCUAAUGAAUUCCUUGUAUUUUAGGCACAGCUCAAUCAGUUGGAUGCACAAUCGAUGGCAACCACCCUCAUGACGUCGUUGAACAAAUUCGCAACGGAGAGCUCGAGGUCCCAGAAGAAUAA
Molecule: messenger RNA, 936 nt
Organism: Bursaphelenchus okinawaensis
Lineage: Eukaryota; Metazoa; Nematoda; Chromadorea; Rhabditida; Aphelenchoididae
Source: the annotation of a GenBank genome assembly